AUGGCUCUCCUCCGUUUUUCUAAAAACUCAUUAUUUCUCAUUCUCUUCCUUUUACCAGCUCUUCUCUUUCCCAUUACCCAACAAUGCAACCAUCAUCACUUCUCUGCUUUCCUCCACCUAAAGCAUGGUUUUCACUUAACUGCUUUCAGCCUCUCUACUCUCUCCUCAUGGAAUUCAAACAAUACCAAUUGCUGCUCUUGGGAAGGCAUCACGUGCGAUGGACCCACUGGUCACGUGAUCAGCCUCGACCUCAGUGAGCUCCAUAUCUCUGGUCGGAUUGAUUUUGAAAGCCUAUUUCGUCUUCGGAGCCUGCAGAGGCUCAACCUUGCUUACAAUGAGUUUGAUCCCACUCCAAUCCCAUCUGGGUUUGACCAGCUCACCAGUUUGACCCAUCUCAACCUCUCUCAGUUAUCCUUUUAUGGCCAAAUCCCACUGGAAAUCUCCCGCUUGACCGCUUUGGUUUCUCUCGAUCUUUCUUCCAAUAAUUAUUACAACGGUUCUAUAUAUCAACUCCUGAAAAUCGAAAACCCAAGCCUUGGAGCACUCAUCCAAAACCUGCCCAAUCUGAGUGAACUCUAUCUCGACUCGGUAGACAUCUUAGCGCUGGGUAGUGAGUGGGGCCAACCCCUAUUCUUCCGACUCCCUCCUCUCCGCAAGUUGAGCUUACAAGUUUGUGGUCUUUCGGGCUCCAUCUAUUCUUUCCUUUCACAGCUCCAUUUCUUAUCUGAACUCGACCUCAGUGGAAACAAUCUCUCCUAUGCAGUGCCCAGUUUCCCAGUGAGUCUGCGCAAGUUGAUCUUAAUAGAUUGUGGUCUUUCAGGCUCCAUCUAUUCUUCCCUUUCACGGCUCCAUUUCUUAUCUGAACUCGACCUCAGUCGAAACAAUCUCUCCUCUGCAGUCCACAAUUUCAUAGGGAACUUAUCCUCCUUGACGUCCCUACUCCUUACAGAUUGUGGAUUGCAAAGAAAAUUCGCCGACAGUGUUUUCCAGCUGCCAAACCUACAAAUCCUUGACAUGUCGAGGAAUCCCCUUCUGACUAGCUAUUUGCCAGAAUUCCCUCGAAACAAUACUCUACAGAAAUUGAUCUUGUCAGGCACAGGGUUUUCAGGAAAGAUACCAGAUUCAGUCAGUAAUCUCAAAUUCUUGACUCAAUUAGACCUCAGCAAUUGCAACUUGUCUGGUUCAUUACCAUCCUCACUUUCGAACCUUACCAAACUUCAAUACUUGGAUCUUUCACAAAAUAGAUUGAGCGGUCCGAUUCCUUCUUCCUAUGGAAAUGAGCUUCAGAAUCUCAAAGAGAUCAUCUUAUGGAAUAAUUUGCUUAAUGGGACCAUUUCAUCAUCUUUGUUUUCACUCCCAUCAUUACAUACGCUGGACCUCACAGGUAACCAACUUAAUGGUCAACUUGGUGAGUUCCACAAUGCCUCUUCUUCACGGCUGGAGAUCCUCUAUUUGGAUAGCAAUAAAUUGCAUGGGAUGAUACCCGGAUUUAUCUUUCAACUUUCCAAGCUUCAACUACUUUCCCUUUCUUCCAAUAAUUUCAGUGGUGUUGUGGAGCUAUGCUUAUUUCAAAACCUCAAAAAACUUUAUUAUCUGGAUAUUUCAGAUAACAACUUGUCAGUCCAAGAUGGCAUUGCUAAUUCCACAUUUGUUCCCAUCCCCCAGAUUGAAUCUUUGUUGUUACGUUCUUGCAACAUCAGCUCAUUUCCAAAUUUCUUGAGAAAUCAAGAGCGGUUGAGGGAAUUGGACCUUUCCAACAAUAAAAUUAUUGGCGAAAUACCCAAAUGGAUAUGGGAGGUUGGCAAUGGGUCUUUAUACUAUUUAAAUCUUUCUCACAAUGUUCUGCAGAGAAUAGAACCAUCUCCACAUCUUUUGUUGAGUGCCUUUAGCAUUCUUGACUUUAGCUUCAACAUGCUAAAAGGUUCACUUCCAAUACCAUCACCAUCUGUCUUUUUCUUCUCAGUUUCAAACAAUAGCCUCCGUGGAGAAAUCCCUCUAUCAUUUUGCAAUGCAACAUCCCUAGCGGUCUUUGAUUUAUCUCACAAUCACUUCAUUGGUCGGAUUCCAUCAUGUUUGGGUGAGAUUGGUGAUAGCCUUAGUGUGUUGAAUCUUCAAGGAAAUGCUUUCAUUGGCACCUUACUUCAGACAUUUAAAGAGGGAUGUAACAUACAAACGCUUGAUCUUAGUGGGAAUCAAUUAGAGGGCCAAGUGCCACGGUCUUUGGGCAAUUGCAAAAUGUUGGAGGUAUUAAACCUUGGAAACAAUCAAAUAAAUGACACCUUUCCAUCAUGGGUAGAAGCAUUGCCCCUUUUGCGCAUUCUUAUCUUAAAAUCCAACAAAUUUCAUGGCCCAAUUAUACUUCCACAAAUAAAUCAAAGCUUCCCAAUGUUGCAAAUCAUUGACCUCUCUUCUAAUAGUUUUAUGGGUAGUUUGCCAUCAAAUAUGUUUGAGAAUUGGAAGGCAAUGAUAGAUGAGGACAAAUCUCCAUCUUUUCUUCAUAGAACCCUACCUGGACCAAGGGAAAUGGUAUACCAUCAAGACACGGUGAUAGUAAUGAUCAAAGGAGUAGACAGGGAACUCACCAAGAUCCCAUCCAUCUUCACAACAAUUGAUCUCUCAAACAACUAUUUUCAGGGGGAUAUUCCAAAAUCUAUAGGGAUUCUCAAGUCGUUACAUCUACUCAAUAUGUCGUGUAAUGGUUUCACGGGACAAAUUCCAACAUCACUUGAGAAUUUAGCGGUGCUGGAGUCAUUGGAUCUCUCACACAAUAAUAUCUCAGGGGAGAUUCCUUGGCAGCUGACAAAGCUAACAUUCCUCUCGGUAUUAAACCUUUCACAGAACCACCUUGUGGGAAGCAUACCACAAAUUAAACAGUUUUUUACAUUCACAAAUGAAUCAUUCCAAGAAAAUCUAGGAUUAUGCGGACCUCCACUAUCAAAAAAAUGCAAAGAUGCCGAGGGUGCACCAUCAUCCACUCCGUCAGCAUUGCAAUCUGAAAGGAAAUGCAAUUGGGAACUAAUGUGGAUAGGAUUUGGAGUUGGAUAUGGAGUAGGUGUGGGGAUGCUUUUUUGGACUCUAGCACUUUGGAGGAAGGGAAGGAGAGAAUUCUAUAUAUUUGUUGAUAGAAUGCUUUCCUUGAUUUUUCCUUCCAUGGUGUUUUCUAAAUAG
Magnolia sinica is the source of this 3168-nucleotide messenger RNA. Its product is annotated as receptor like protein 22-like. The coding region runs from base 1 to 3168 and encodes 1055 amino acids. Gene Ontology annotation, molecular function: protein binding. The record is from RefSeq and is a predicted model, not a curated record. The transcript has a single exon. Lineage: Eukaryota; Viridiplantae; Streptophyta; Magnoliopsida; Magnoliales; Magnoliaceae.